GUGUUCUACUACCUUGGCUACUGCAUCAUGGUUCUCUUGACCAUGGCGCGGGUAAGUUUGUACUGGACUUUUGCGAUCAUCAAGGGAACCGUCAUGCUCUUUCUGGCGAUUGCAGACUUCUGCAAGAAUUGUAUGUUCAUGUGGUUCAUCCCUGACGUCUCCAGUAUCGGAAAGGGAUGCUUCUACUGUGUGUUCUGGCCGAAGAAGGGCCAGUGGCCAAAGGAGGUGUGCGGCCAAGCGCCUGCUUUCGGAGCCUGGGUGCCACCUUUCUGCCCACACUGCUACUAG
Molecule: messenger RNA, 288 nt
Organism: Symbiodinium necroappetens
Lineage: Eukaryota; Dinophyceae; Suessiales; Symbiodiniaceae
Source: the annotation of a GenBank genome assembly